CUGCCCCGUGGAGCUCCGCUCAUAUGCUGCACCUUUCAACAGGCUGUCAUUAUUUAACUGCUUCGACUCAAGUGGAACAUCUAUUAUAAAGUGAUUAUUCAAACAUAAUUUUACGGGAGCCAAAAUGAACUUCAGUGAGGGAUCCGUAGAAACAAAGAAAAAGCUUCCAAACAAAUCACUUCUCCUGGCUGCCUGUGCUGCUUGCAUAGGGGGAACCUUUCAGUAUGGAUAUAAUUUAUCUGUGGUCAAUGCAGCCACAAUGUAUGUGCAGGAUUUCAUUAACCAAACCUGGAGGGAGCGUUACCAAACGGACAUAUCAGAACACGGUCUCACGCUUCUCUGGUCCACUACUGUGUCAAUAUUCACCUUAGGAGGACUCGCAGGAGCAACGAUUGGUGGGACAUUGUCUGUGAAGCUGGGGAGGAAAGGGACACUGCUGACCAAUAAUAUAUUUGCAUUAAUGGCUGCUCUGCUGAUGGGUCUGAGUUACCCUACAGGAUUAUUUGAAUUACUCAUCAUUGGGCGUAUUUUCUCUGGAAUAAAUGCAGGCAUUGGCAUGUGUGUUCAACCUCUGUAUUUGGGGGAAAUAGCUCCAACUGCAUUUCGUGGUGUCAUGGGAAUGGGAACCUCGAUUUUCAUCACUGUUGGGAUCUUGACUGGACAAGUGAUGGGCCUCAGAGAGAUCCUGGGCAGAGAAGAGCACUGGCCCAUCCUGCUCUCCACCACAUGUGUCCCAGCGUUGCUGCAGCUCCUCAUCCUUCCCUGGUUCCCGGAGAGCCCACGCUACCUGCUCAUUGACAAAGGAGACAAUGAGGGAUGUAAAAAAGCCCUGAAGCUACUGCAUGGUAGAGCUGACUGUAAUAAUGAACGAGAGGAUAUCGAGAAGGAAAAUGAUAACUUAGUUGGUGUCAAGGCCAAGAAACCCUGGGAACUCUUGGGUGAUUGCAGUGUGCGCUGGCAGCUUCUCACCGUCAUACUCCUCAACGCUGCACAACAGCUGAACGGCAUUGACGCGAUUUACUUCUAUGCAAAUUAUGUGUUCAAAGAAGCCGGUAUCCCCAUUGAUAAAAUACCAUAUGUGACUGUUGGCACUGGUGCUUGUGAAUGCAUCACAUCUUUAACAUGUGGAAUGUUCAUUGAAAGUCUGGGACGGAAAGUGCUCAUCAUGGGAGGAUACACACUCAUGAGUGUCUGCUGCAUUUUAUUCACUCUGACACUCACUGUGCAGGAUGCCAGCCCAGUUGUUCCGUACUUGAGCAUGACGUGUGUUUUUGCUUUUAUCCUAAGUUUUGGCUUAGGACCAGGUGGCGUGACUAAUAUCUUGACCGCUGAACUGUUCACGCAAACAGCACGCCCUGCAGCGUUCAUGAUUGCAGGGACAGUGAACUGGUUCAGCUUCUUUUUCAUUGGACUGGUUUUUCCUUUUAUUGUGAUUGGGCUGCAGCAGUACUGUUUCCUGGUGUUCUUGGCCAUCUGCUUCUUAGUGGUAAUAUACAUUUUCCUUGUUGUUCCUGAAACCAAGAACAAAACCUUUCUUGAGAUACAGGCUGAGUUCCAGUCCUCUAACAACAGAAAGGCCUCCACUGCGAAUGGAACAGGGACAGGACUGUUAUCUACUUCUACUUCAACUCAGGGAUCAAGCAAUUAAAACCUUAUUUAAAUCUCAAAGUAUGUGUCACAAAUAGUAACAAUGAGGAUUUAAGAUCCAUGGAAACACCUCAAUAAAUCGCAAUAGAAACUGUAGCGUUAUAAUGAACAAUACUGUAGCUGAUAGUGCCUUGUUUGAACUUGGUAGUCAGAAUUAAUUCACCUACAAACAGAGACUAAAGUGAUGCUAAUGUGUAAUAUUUUUGGUUUGAUAAAUACUGGUUUGUUAGACUUCUAUAAAUGUGCUCUACUAAGAUUUUUUAAAUAAAGGUCAA
Molecule: messenger RNA, 1922 nt
Organism: Monopterus albus (swamp eel)
Lineage: Eukaryota; Metazoa; Chordata; Actinopteri; Synbranchiformes; Synbranchidae
Gene: slc2a11b
Product: solute carrier family 2 member 11b
Exons: 12
Coding region: 125-1648 (507 amino acids)
Biological process (GO): dehydroascorbic acid transport
Cellular component (GO): plasma membrane
Molecular function (GO): D-glucose transmembrane transporter activity
Source: RefSeq, a predicted model, not a curated record